Messenger RNA from Rhagoletis pomonella (apple maggot), 1115 nucleotides. Its product is annotated as zinc metalloproteinase nas-13. Gene Ontology annotation, molecular function: metalloendopeptidase activity; zinc ion binding. NCBI's taxonomy places the organism in Eukaryota, Metazoa, Arthropoda, Insecta, Diptera, Tephritidae. The record is from RefSeq and is a predicted model, not a curated record. The coding region runs from base 144 to 917 and encodes 257 amino acids. Gene Ontology annotation, biological process: proteolysis. The transcript has a single exon.
ACGUGAGCGAUACGAUCUAUCGCUUGCAAUUAGCAUUGGAAUCCGGUCUUGUGAUUAAAGUAGCAUUCUAAUGAAGUUGAAAAGGCAUAUAAAAGGGUCCCAUAUUGAAAGGUAAGUUUCGAAAAUUGAAGACAUUUAACAUAAUGUGUCGCCGCAGAGGUUUUAUUUUGGUUAGCAUGCUAAUUUUGUUAAAUUUUGUUCAUACGAAAGAAACGGCUCCUGGCGUAGAAAACUUUGAGAAUUAUUUUAAUGAAAUCGACGUCGAAGAUGAAGAGGCAGAAGACAAAACUCGUAAUGCAGUGAAUUCGCCUUUACAACGCUGGCCCAGCAAAUUACUGCGCUACAAAAUCUCAUCUGAUUACAGCAAGGACGAAGCGGAUAAUGUUCAUGCAGCACUACGGGUGUUCAAUGAUACUACCUGCUUAAAGUUUAAUGAAUAUGACGAAAUUCGAGAUGGAAACAUACGGUACAUAAACUACAAGAAAUCCCCGGAUAUGUGUGGUACACGCGUUGGGUUUAAUCCAUUAACACCGACAGGGCCACACGAUGUGGUGCUUAAUUCAUAUUGCUUAAGCGAACGCGGCGUAAUACAGCACGAGACAUUGCAUGUGCUCGGUCUCUAUCACGAACAGAGUCGCCCCGAUCGUAACAAGUAUGUGCAAAUCGAAUAUGCAAAUAUUCCUCAAAAGUACUGGCCACAGUUUAUAGCCUAUCCUGAAAUAUAUACCACGACCUACAACGUCAAGUAUGACUAUGAAAGUCUUAUGCACUAUUCACAGUUUGCUUUCGCUAAGGAUCAGGCUAAACCCUCAAUGCGUGCAAGGAUUGGUAAUACAGUGAUAGAUCGAAAAAUGGGACAAAUUCUGGGACCCUCGGAAGGAGAUUUGACAAAAAUUAAAAUUAUGUACAAAUGCUAAUUAACAAUAUAAUCAAUGUCUAAAAAACACGAUUAAAUUUUUUCCGAUGGUAAAUUCAUGGAAAAAACAAUCAUACGAAAAAAAUUAUUUAGUUUUAUGUGAGUGUCAAACUGUGGACCAUCUUUGACAGUUGCUUAAAAUUUUCUUCUUUGCAUUUUGGUCACCUGGUUUCAUCAGUCGACAGUCACCCACAAAACU